AUGGCUCACUACAACCUCAAUGUGCCAGGCUCAAGUGAUCCUCGCACCUCGGCCUUUCAGGUAGCUGACGCAGGGAUGAACCAGACUUUGAAUAGCAGCAGGACCACAGAGUUGGCCCUAAAUCAUUCCACAGGGAGCGUGGUGCACACGGCCUGCCUGGUGCUGAGCUCCCUGGCCAUGUUCACCUGCCUGUGCGGGAUGGCAGGCAACAGCAUGGUGAUCUGGCUGCUGGGAUUUCGAAUGCACAGGACUCCCUUCUCCAUCUAUAUCCUCAACCUGGCCGCAGCCGACCUCCUCUUCCUCUUCAGCGUGGCUGCCAUGCUCAGCCUGGAAACCCAGCCCCUGGUCAGUACCACUGACAAGGUCCACGAGCUGAUGAAGAGACUGAAGUACUUUGCCUACACAGUGGGCCUGAGCCUGCUGACAGCCAUCAGCACCCAGCGCUGUCUCUCCGUGCUCUUCCCUAUCUGGUUCAAGUGUCACCAGCCCAGGCACCUGUCAGCCUGGGUGUGCGCCCUGCUCUGGAUGCUGUGUCUCCUGACAAAUGGGUUGACCUCUUGCUUCUGCAGCAAGUUCUUGAAAUUCAGUGAAGACCGGUGCUUCAGGGUGGACAUGGUCCAGGCUGCCCUCAUCAUGGGGGUCUUAACCCCAGUGAUGACUCUGUCCAGCCUGACCCUCUUUGUCCGGGUGCGGAGAAGCUCCCAGCAGUGGCGGCGGCAGCCCACUCGGCUGUUCGUGGUGGUCCUGGCCUCUGUCCUGGUGUUCCUCACCUGUUCCCUGCCCCUGGGCUUCUACUGGUUCGUGCUGUACUGGUUGAAGCUGCCGCCUGACAUGCAGGUCCUGUGCUUCAACUUGUCACGCCUCUCCUCGUCCAUGAGCAGCAGCGCUAACCCCCUCAUCUACUUCCUGGUGGGCAGCCGGAGAAGUAACAGGCUGCAGAGGUCGCUGGGGACUGUGCUCCAACGGGCACUUCAUGAGGAACCAGAGCUGGAAGGUGGGGAGACGCCCACCACGGGCACCAAUGAGAUGGGGGCUUGA
Molecule: messenger RNA, 1038 nt
Organism: Rhinopithecus roxellana (golden snub-nosed monkey)
Lineage: Eukaryota; Metazoa; Chordata; Mammalia; Primates; Cercopithecidae
Gene: MRGPRD
Product: MAS related GPR family member D
Exons: 2
Coding region: 1-1038 (345 amino acids)
Biological process (GO): G protein-coupled receptor signaling pathway
Cellular component (GO): membrane
Molecular function (GO): G protein-coupled receptor activity
Source: RefSeq, a predicted model, not a curated record